Messenger RNA from Clupea harengus (Atlantic herring), 4709 nucleotides. It is a transcript of the gene rbms1b, whose product is annotated as RNA binding motif, single stranded interacting protein 1b. Gene Ontology annotation, cellular component: ribonucleoprotein complex. The record is from RefSeq and is a predicted model, not a curated record. Gene Ontology annotation, molecular function: RNA binding. Lineage: Eukaryota; Metazoa; Chordata; Actinopteri; Clupeiformes; Clupeidae.
CGCUCUGAGGAAUGUUAGGUAUGCACGCUGGAAUAAACUAUCGACAGGGAUAGGGGUAAUGUGUGUUACAAAUAAAACUAGACAUUGACAUUUUACAUCUCACGAGGAUGUAGAGGUAUUUAGAAUCUAGAGUAGUGUGCACUGUAUAAUUUCAUUGUAACGAAUAGAUUUUAACAUCAUAAUUACUCUGUCAAAACAUGAGCUUUUAUUGUGAUGGUAAACCCAUUGUGGAUGGCAGUGUGGUGUCGUCCCCAGUAGGAAGGUCCGUUCGGAGGGGGACUCAAUGCAGAUCAAUGAACUCAGCUAAACAAACGAGUUGGGCGGUCGAAGUUGGGACAAAUUCUGGAAUGUAUUGUCUUGGUUCGUCAUUAACAUAAUUCAACCAGCGAGUAUUGUAUACAAUUAGUUAAAACAGAUUGAUGAGAACGAACAUAUAUCUCUAUGUUGUAUAGAGUUACAUUUACAACUUUACUCAGCCAGCCUGUGGAGACGAGAAAAUCAAGUCAGCCAGAAAUUCUGAAAGGAAACACUCCAUCUAUUGGGAAAUUCGGUAAAAGAAGAUGAUUUUUGCUAAUACUGGCAACCCUUUGAGGAAUACGCAUCGUAAUAAACAGCCUCACGUGGCCCCUUCCUCACACCCCAUGGCUCCACCAAGCCCCAGCACCAACAGCAGCACCAACAACAGCAGCAACAGCAGCACGGCUGGAUGGGAACAGCUCAGCAAAACCAACCUGUACAUCAGGGGACUGCCCCCCAGCACCACCGACGAGGACCUGGUCAAGCUCUGUCGGCCGUAUGGCAAAAUCGUAUCAACAAAGGCCAUCCUGGACAAGACGACAAACAAAUGCAAAGGCUAUGGCUUUGUGGACUUUGACAGCCCAGCUGCAGCUCAGAAGGCCGUCACCGCCCUGAAGACUAGCGGGGUCCAGGCCCAGAUGGCUAAGCAACAAGAGCAGGACCCGACAAAUCUCUACAUAUCCAACCUGCCCCUGUCCAUGGACGAGCAGGAACUGGAGAACAUGCUCAAGCCCUUCGGUCAGGUCAUCUCCACACGGAUACUACGGGACUCCAAUGGGUCCAGCCGUGGAGUGGGGUUUGCCAGGAUGGAGUCCACAGAGAAGUGCGACGCCGUGAUUAAUCACUUCAACGGGAAGUUUAUUAAAAUGCCACCCGGUGUUCUGGCCCCCUCUGAGCCCUUGCUGUGCAAGUUUGCUGAUGGUGGGCAGAAAAAGAGACAGAGCCAAAACAAAUAUGUUCCGAAUGGCCGUGCGUGGGCACGAGAUGGCGAGGCCCGACUCGCCGGAAUGACUCUGACAUACGAUCCCACCACAGCUGCUAUGCAAAAUGGAUUCUAUCCGGCUCCAUACAGCAUUGCAAACAGGAUGAUUGCCCAGACUGCCAUGUCUCCAUACAUCUCGCCUGUGUCCACAUACCAGGUACAGAAUCCUUCCUGGGUGGCCCACCAGCCCUACAUCAUGCAGCACCCGGGAGCGGCGAUAUCGCCCUCUAUGGACUAUUCUAUGUCACUGCAGCAGUCGUCCAUGAUGAACCCUCUCACGCAGCAGAUGAGUCACCUCUCUAUGGGCAACCAAGGAACGUUCAUGGCCGCUAACACAGCUAUGCAAGGAACCUACAUCCCCCAGUAUGCGCACAUGGCAACCACAGCAGUCUCUGUAGAGGAAAACAGUCCACAACAACAGGUGGAGUCACCUGGGGACCAUUCCCCAUACACUUAUCAACAAAACAAGUGAUGACGAGAUAAGACUGAGGAUCCCAGGGGAGCGGGGUGACGGCUAAAACAAUCAUAACUUCCUGUGAUGAACUCUGGACACAUCACCCUUUUUGCACAGGUUCAACAGUGACUCGCUUCCGUUUGUCAAAACGAAAACAGCCGAAAACUAUUUUCAGUAGUGCAGACUGUGUAUGAUUUGACUUUCAUCAGUGGAUGCUAAUUCUGAAAAAUUGAGGAGGAGGAAGAAAAAAAAAAAGAAAAAAAAGUUUUAUUUUAUUAAAAAAAAAGAACGUUUAUUUUUUACCAUGAAUUGUCACAUGAAUGCUAGGACUCCAAUGGGCAUGUGACACAAUGUUUAAGAUGCAUGAGAGUAACCUUAUCUGUUGUUCAUAAUUUUUUUCUAUGACUUUAAUUUUGUUCUUUCUUUUUUCUUUUUGUACUGAAAUAGAUUUGUGUGUGUGUGUGUGUGUGUGUGUGUGUGUGUGUGUGUGUGUGUGUGUGUGUGUGUGUGUGUUGGAAAGUGUUUUUAGCCAGACAUCCUGAAAAAAUGAUGUUUUGUGCUUGCCGUGUGAGUGUUGCUAUGGUGAAGUGUUACAUGUCUUUGCUUGUAAAGUGUUUGUUUAGUUUAGUUUUUUUCUUUUCUGUUUUAUCAUACAAUUUGCCUUAAGAUUUUCCACACUAUAGCUGUACAGGCAACCUCUGGAGCUAGGACAGAGAGCAGGAGAAAGCAGCUUUAAACGCUCUUGCCUUGUAGAUCAGCUGGAUAGGGCUUGUUUUAGGAUUUAGCUGAGCAAAUUCGCUGUGGUUUUGUCGUCAUUUUUUGCUUUAUCUCCCUGACCUGUGUUGUGCUUUUUUUUUUUUUUCUUAGAUUUUUUAAAAUGUUUCUGAGUGAUAUGACUUCCAGGAUCUGAUGAUUUGUGUGUUUGUUUGUUGGUUUGUGUUUUUUAAUAGGAUGUAAUGUUAAUAUAAUCAGAGGACCUUCUGACCCUCUGGUUGUUUGAAUGUGGUAGAAAUUCUGCUGAAUGAUCACAUUUGAAUUUUGCCUUUCUAGAUUACUUGGUGUUGUAGAUUUAGCUUUGACUUUUAACAUGUUGGGGGUAGGGAUAAGGGUUCACUUUGGUUUGGAGUCUUUUUGAGGGGAACCAUCCUCUGUCAUUUGGCAGGAUGUUUUUUUUCUUGUUUUCCUUUAAGCAUUUUCAGUUGAAAUGCAAAACAAACUUGGUUGUGUAACAAAGCCUUCCAUUGCACCCUCUGCAAAUGUUCAGUGGCGUUUAAGUUGAGAAAAUAUGUAGAUUUUAGAGCAUCGAGGUUUCUUUAAUAGGAAGCUAAAAACAACUUGGCACUUUCAACCGAAGUUUACUUCACCAAAGACAGUGAACUAGUAAAUAAUGGCAGAUCGUGAGAUUGGAUUAUUGUCCAUUUUUCUUCUUGUGAAAACAGGAUGUCAUACACUUUUUGCUGGACUAGGUCGCAGUUUGGAGAAUGUGCCUUUUUUGUACAUUUGCAUUCAGUUGUCUAUAGUUGUUCAAGAAUGGACACAAAAAAAACGCACGACAGUAGGUUUGGAUCCAACAAGUGCCACGCCGAUUUCAUCACUACAGACACAAACAAAUGUUAUUAUAGCAUUAAAGAAGUAAUGGCAACCAACACAGGAGCGAAAACAGUUUGAAACUAUGAAAUGAAGAACGCAAUGAUGAAUUUGCAUAGGCAUCGUGCGACAGUAGUAUACCACAAAAAGUUGUCUAUUGUUCUAUUCAGACAUGAUAGGCGUAACAACAGCAACAAAAAAGGCUUUUAAAAUUAAGUUUGUCUUCCAAAAGACUGUGUUUUUUCCUUUUUAACCUGGUGGUCGGAGCGACCAGUUAUCUACCUCAGAGUUUCUUUUCCUCCUCUGUUUUGCCGGCCGGGUUAGCAGGUCCUGCCCGGUCCACCAGACCAAACGGCACGCUCAGGAGCUGGCCCAGACACAGCUGUUUCCUUUCAGGUUAUUUAAAAAAAAAAAAUGAUUUUUUAUUUUCCUCUCUCUCUCUCUCUUGCUCAAAGAUUUAAAAAAAAGAAAAACAUUUUAUUGACAUAUUAUUAUUAUCAUCAUUAUGAGGAACAUUGUGCGUUGAACGUGUUUUUUCUUUUUUUUUUCAUUCUUUCUUUCUUUUUUUAAAGAUUGUGUCUAGACAUUGUUUCAUAGUUUCAAAAAAUUAGAGUGAGGAAGAGGAGAAACAUACUGCUGCUUAAACCAUGAGAGACAUAUAUCUAUCCCAGUAGCUGAUGAAGUCCAGAAAAGAGAUUUGAAUGCCAGAGGCUUUGAGAGAGUUGUGGUAUUAACUGCAUCUGUACUCCUUCUCUAACAUCUCUGUCGUUUUGUCCGAUUCCUCAGAGACUUGCAGCCGCAUUUUCCUCUGUGGUCGGCUUGAAGUCCAGCUACCAAAACAGAGAAAAAGGCCACUGUGACUAUACUUGAGAUUUCUGUGUAUUGCCUGCGACUGAAACGAAACAAAACAAAGCGACGCUGUUUGAGUUCUUGCAAGGGUUGUGCUGCUAGUAACACCUGAACCAAGUGCCAUACUGCUUCUGGGAGAGAAAAAGUUGGAUAAACUAAAGCAUACAUGCAAGGAAGAAAUGCUCAUUAAAUUAAACCAUCAUGUUCUAGACAGCCAUUAAGUUAUAAGUGAAAAAAAAAGUAAUAAUUUAUGAAGCAAGAAGUUUUGUACAGACUGUUUGAAGAAAUAAAAGAUUUUCAUAGAGAUAUCUAUAUGAGAGUUAAUUUUUUAUUUUUUGUUUUACAUGUGCCACACACUUGCCAGUGGUAACUUGUAUGUCCGGUUAAAGAAAAGAAAAAAAUACUUCCUCUUUACUUUUGUUUUGUAGUGUUUGUUAAAGCCAAAAAAAAAAAAAAACUUUUUUCCAGUAGAUUGUUACUUAAGCUUUAUUUCUGUUCGAUUCUUUGAAAAACUUUAAAUAAAAAUUUCGAUUGAAUGUG